UUUGACUCAACAGCCUCUUUGUUGCCCACUUUAGUCUUUCUCCAGCAAACUGUGUGUGUGCCUCAGCCAGCUGCAGCUCCAUUACUCCACCAAAAAGGUAGCCAGAAGGGAGGGGGCCGAUAACCGCUUGAAGAAAUGGAGACUUUAGUGUUUAUAUUUUCGUUUUCUGCCCUCGGUGUUCUUUAUGCAAUGAACACAACCCCUGAGUUUCAAGAGCCUUACGCGAUCCUGGAGAUCGGUGUCGCUGUGCUGGUAAUUGUGUUUCUCUUCUACUACCUCAUCACUCGUGGCAACCCACCUAAAGACUUCUUAUUCUUUGUUUUUGCAGAGUUUUGUUUUACAUGUGUCAUCGACCUGACAAGUGCCCUGGAAUAUGACGGCAUUAUAUCCGGCUUUAUGGACUUCUACCAGAAGACAGGAGAGCCUUACCUGGGGACUGCGUAUGCCGUCAUGAUGUGUUACUGGGAUGGAAUAGCACACUUUAUCCUGUACCUGAUGAUGAUCAGCAGGAUAACAGACAGGAGAGCCUACCGCACCCUGGGCCUGUUCUGGGCCGGCUCCUUGUGCGCUAACAUGAGCGUGUUUAUUACCGGGAUAGUGGCAGGUAAAUACGGGUCAGAGAUCCGUCCGGCCUUCUGGCUCAACUUCCUCUUUCUCUUGAUGCCCGUGCUGGGCGCCGUCACCCUGUUCACUCGGCCCAAGGACAGACCGCUCAUCGGCGGAUACAAC
This is a messenger RNA of Fundulus heteroclitus (mummichog), 729 nucleotides long. It is a transcript of the gene tm6sf2b, whose product is annotated as transmembrane 6 superfamily member 2. Gene Ontology annotation, biological process: lipid homeostasis; regulation of lipid metabolic process. Gene Ontology annotation, cellular component: endoplasmic reticulum-Golgi intermediate compartment membrane; endoplasmic reticulum membrane. The record is from RefSeq and is a predicted model, not a curated record. Lineage: Eukaryota; Metazoa; Chordata; Actinopteri; Cyprinodontiformes; Fundulidae.